AUGACAGACGACCUAGUCAAUCUCUUUUCUCAAAUUGGGUUCCAAGAAUCCAAAGCGCGUGAGAUCCUAAAGAACCAGAAGGUUGCGUCUUCGUUGGCUCAUCUGAUUCAGCUUGCGGGCGACAAUGUUUCGUGGGACAAGACGAAAAGUACUCUUCUCCAUCAUUUGGCUACACUAUUGAAAGGCGAGGAUCUUCCACAUGGGAAGGACAUUCUGGAUGCCAUCAUUGACGGCCGGCUAGUUUCGACUUUGCAGGUCACCGAGGCAUACAAGUAUGUUAAAUCUGCUGGCGACAAUUUUAGCGAAAAAGAGAUGGAGGAAAGCUCUGGUGUUGGCAUAAAGGUUACCGAAGAGGAUGUUGAGAACGCGAUUAGAAAGUAUAUCGAGUCUAUCAAGGCCGAAUUUCUGGAGAAAAGGUAUAAAAUGGUUCCUAAUGUCCUUGGCAGUGUGCGAAGCCUUCCUGAGCUGAAAUGGGCCUCGCCUGCCCUGUUCAAGCCUACUGUCGACCGGCUAGCACUGGAAUAUCUUGGUCCUAAAGACGAAAGAGAUGUGGUGAAGAAGGAGAAAAAGAAGAAGGAGCAGGCCAAGGGAACCAAGCCAGAGACCAAGACGGAGCCUGAAAGAAACAUGUUCACAGAGGGAUUCCUGGGAGAUCUCCACAAGCCUGGUGAGAACCCGCAGAAAUGGCCGGAGCUCAUGGAGGAGCACCUGAAGGUGACCAAGGGCAAGGUGUUUACCAGGUUUCCUCCAGAACCAAACGGAUUCUUGCACAUAGGACACUCUAAAGCCAUUAUGGUAAACUUUGGCUACGCCAAAUACCACGGCGGAGUUUGCUAUCUGCGUUAUGACGACACAAACCCCGAGGCCGAGGAGCAGGUCUACUUUGAUUCCAUUUUGCGCUGUGUCAAGUGGCUUGGAUACGAACCUUGGAAGAUCACCUAUUCUUCAGACUAUUUCGACCGGCUUUACGAGCUCGCUGAAAAACUCAUCACAACAGGAUAUGCUUAUGUGGAUCAUUCGACGCCAGAAGAGAUCAAGGCGCAGAGAGGUGUGAGGCCAGAUGGUACUCCUGGAGGAGAAAGAUUUCCUUCCCCAUGGAGAGACAGACCAAUUGAGGAGUCCUUGGCCGAGUUUAGAAAAAUGAGAGACGGCUACUACGAGCCAGGAAAGGCUAUCUUGAGAAUGAAACAGGACAUUUACUCUCCGUCUCCGCAAAUGUGGGACCUAAUUGCUUACAGAGUGUUGAAUGCUAAACACGAGAGAACGGGAGACAAGUGGAAGAUCUAUCCGACCUACGACUUCACUCACUGUUUGGUCGAUUCUUUCGAGAAUAUUAGUCACUCUUUGUGCACCACUGAGUUCUACUUGAGCAGAGAGAGCUACGAGUGGCUCUGCGACGUGCUACAUGUCUACAGACCUGCCCAGAGAGAAUACGGCCGUUUGAACUUGACCGGAACCAUAAUGUCCAAGAGAAAGAUUGCCAAGCUCGUGAACGAGGGCUAUGUGCGCGGAUGGGACGACCCAAGACUGUACACUUUGGAGUCUCUUAGAAGAAGAGGUGUUCCUCCAGGAGCCAUUUUGAGUUUCAUCAACACCUUGGGUGUUACCACAGCUACCACAAACAUCCAGGCCACCAGGUUUGAGAGCGCCGUGAGAAAUUAUCUUGACCACACAACUCCAAGACUAAUGAUGAUUGAACAUCCGUUGAAGGUGGUUAUAGACAACCUGGACGAUGACUACGAGGAGCUGGUGGAAAUUCCAUACAAACCCGGCUCGCCUGAGUUUGGUUCCAGGAAAGUGCCGUUCACCAAGACUGUCUACAUCGACAAGUCGGACUACAGAGACACCAUCACCAAAGACUACUUCAGACUGGCUCCGGACCAGCCUGUUGGUCUGAUGAGGGUUCCGUUUAAUAUUCGCGUCAAGAGCGUGGAGAGGGACGAGUCCGGUGCUCCGACCUUGAUUCACGCCGAGUACCUCAACGAUCCUGCCCAGCACAAGAAACCAAAGACAUACAUUCAUUGGGUGCCAGAGUCUAGGAAAUACAAGUCUCCUGUUAGAAUUGAUGAAGUCAGAAUCCACAACAGACUGUUCAACUCUGAGAAUCCGUCUGCUCAUCCUGAUGGCUAUUUGGCCGACAUCAAUCCAAACUCGGAGGAGAUUCUGAAGGAUGCCAUCAUCGAGCCAAGCUUCUACGAAAUAGAGGCCAGGUCGCCGCUAAACAUGCCAUUCACCAACCCUGAAUUUAGCAUCAAGGAAGAGCCAGGCAAGGAGACUGUGAGAUUCCAGGCUCUCAGAGUUGGUUACUUCUGUCUCGACAAGGAUUCUGGUGACAAUCUAAUUUUCAACAGAAUCGUCACUCUGAAGGAAGAUUCUGCGAAAGAUUAA
Ogataea angusta is the source of this 2388-nucleotide messenger RNA. RefSeq lists its product as uncharacterized. Gene Ontology annotation, molecular function: glutamine-tRNA ligase activity; ATP binding. Gene Ontology annotation, biological process: glutaminyl-tRNA aminoacylation; translation. The transcript has a single exon. The coding region runs from base 1 to 2388 and encodes 795 amino acids. Lineage: Eukaryota; Fungi; Ascomycota; Pichiomycetes; Pichiales; Pichiaceae. Gene Ontology annotation, cellular component: cytosol; cytoplasm. The record is from RefSeq and is a predicted model, not a curated record.